AAAGAGUAACAUAGAUAUUAAAGGAAAUUGGGAUACAAUGUCAAUUGCUUAAAUAAGAUCUUUGUACAAAAAAAAUGUGAAACUUAUCUUCAGAGUCACAAUUUGAUUUAAUUAAUUCGGAAACUGAGAAACAUUAUACUGCUUCAACACUGGAAAAAGGAAAUUAAAAGCAUUUACUGGAUGAUAAUAAGUCUAUUAUUUAAUAAAAAAAAGUGUAACUGGUUUUACCGUUUCUGACACACGGAGUUGAAGAGUGAUAUCAUGCCAGAGGUAGAGACAGAAUCAAGUCCACACGAUGGAGAGUUAGCCAUGAGAGGAUACAAACUUCUGGAGCGCGAGGCAGAAGAGGUGGUAAAAUGUGUUAAAUACAGCUCGGAGGAAGAGGUCGUGCGUCGCCUCAUACACAACCAGCAGGAUGCACGGGAAAUAUGCACGAUCAUUGUGCAGGAUGGAACAACUGCGCUUCAUGCCCUUGCUCAGAUGUCCCGACCACAGAUACUUCAGCUGCUACUAGAUCUUGGGGUUGAUGUCAACGCUCGAAAUAAUGAGGGUAAAACACCGUUACACACUGCACUGUUGUACAACAAUUUGUUAGUCGCUCGAAUGUUGAUUGACAGCGGUGCCGACAUAAACGAGAAACUCUCAAAACGAACGGGAAUGUCGCUGUUACACAAGCUUGUACUGCGAGACAACAUUCAAGGGGUGCAACUCUUGGUAGACCGAGGGGCUUUUGUAAAUGACAAGGAUAUAAGCGGCCGAACGCCUCUACAUGUGACGUUAUUGCGCAAUAAUGCUAAGAUGACACAAUACUUGAUCGAAAAGGGUGGGGAGGUGAAUGCGGUCGACAAAGCCGGGGACAGUUUGUUACAUAUGGCUUUGCAAUACAAAAACACAGAUAUAUCUAAAGUUCUCAUACACAAAGGUGCUGAUCUGAACAUGAAAAACAAACAGGGGUUAACUCCUCUGCAUUUAGCUGUUGACGGACCUUACGUUGAACUUACUAGGAUGAUUUUGAAGAAAAGUACAACCAAUGUGAAUACGAAAGAGAAGUUAAUGGGUCGAACCCCACUUCACUUGGCUUGUGCCCACAAUAGCUCAAAUAUUGCAAGGAUGUUGAUCGAAAAUGGUGCAGACGUGAAUUUAUCCACAACUUUUCGGAAAUCUCCAUUACACAUUACUGCCAAGCAUAAUGCUACUGACACAGCUCAACUGCUGAUAAAACAUCAUGCAAAUGUGAACAUGCUUACUGUUGGAAACAAAACACCGCUACACGAAGCUAUCGAAAGCGAGAGUUACAACAUAGGGACAUUAUUAGUACAGGCCGGAGCGAACAUUAAUUUCCGUGACCUACAUGGCUUGACCCCUCUACACUACGCUACAAACGCUCAAUCGAUCAGCUUCAUGAGCUUUCUGUUACAUAAUGGUUCACUGGUCAACUUACGCGAUAACAAACAGAAAUCCGUACUUCAUCAUGCAGCGUUGAUCGGAAAUACAGAUAUUUGUGUAUUCCUUCUAAAGACUGGAAUUGAUAAAGACUCCCCCGAUGAGGAUAACAAGAAAGCGGACUUCUAUGCAGAAACUCCAGAACUUAAGAAGCUUCUCCAAGAUGGAAUUAAGAUUGAAGAAAGUAAACCUUUCCAUUCAUUUCGGAAAGGUACAAACUACAAAUGACACUGGCCUAAGUGGAGUUUACUAUUGCCAUUCAAUAGAACCCGUUGUCUGUGAGUACUUAAAUGUGGAACUUGAAAGACGCCAUAAUGAAUGGAUCCUUCUUGAAACAGAAUAUCUGAGUGCUAACUUUUACAUCAAAAGCUUUAUUACAUGUGAAAGGCCAAUCCGUGGAAUAGUUUUACUUUCAUGACACUGAACAUGCUAAACUUUUCUGUAUUCUUCAGCAUUGAUUUAAAAUUUCUGAGCAAUAUGUCUUUUGAACAAACUCAAAGAAGAUUUUCUUAUUUUCGCUUCUCUUUAUAUUCGUCUGUCAGUGAGUACAAUACACUUAUAUCAAAUAACUGCAUUUUGAUUUAUUGGGGUGUUACGCUUAAAGCUUUAGAAAUCACUGAUAAUAUUUGAUGUGCAUUUAAAAUGUAUCUGUUUGAGAUAUUAAAAGAUAGUUAAUGCC
Messenger RNA from Mya arenaria, 2122 nucleotides. RefSeq names its product putative ankyrin repeat protein RF_0381. Lineage: Eukaryota; Metazoa; Mollusca; Bivalvia; Myida; Myidae. The coding region runs from base 262 to 1671 and encodes 469 amino acids. The transcript has 3 exons. The record is from RefSeq and is a predicted model, not a curated record. Gene Ontology annotation, molecular function: protein binding.